AUUAUGUGUGUAGGGUGGCUUUUACGUUAGCAUUGCUCAUGUUAACUAGAUAGCCAUAAGAACAUCUGACAGCUUAACUUAGCUAAUAUUAGCUAACUCUGUAUUUUGAGGUUUUGUCGAGAAACAACCCAUAUUAAAGCAAAUUAAGAUGUAGCUGGGGAAACUCAAAAUUACAUUCUAUAGGGCUACAUAGGUGGUCAAUACUGUUCAAUGUGGAUGCUGUCUAAGGACGAUAACUGUUUGCCACAUCCAGCUUAGACUGUCAGUAACACUAGCCUAAGCUAAAUCGUUAGCAAACGGCUCUAUGAAUUUGAACAAUGGAAACAGCAGAUGCCUAGCGUUAGCUGCUAAUGGUAGCUGUUUGUUUUUAGCAAUAGUGAGCUUGAUGAACUGGUCUGGCAGGCAACUGCCUAGCGUCAGUUAAGAAAUUAUUGUACUAUUUAAGACAAGUCUUUUUGAAAUUAAGUUCUUAAUCCGAUACGUUGUUAUUUUUAAAUCAGGGACAUAUUACCAAACAUUAGCAUGCAGCUAGCGAAGUUAAUUCCCAGCAAAUAGCCCAUUGAUUAAUGUCAUCAAUAAAAGUCCAGGCAGAGGCUUUGUGCUGUGGUGCAUGACAUAGACUCGCAGUUUUGGGUUGCUCUAUGAUGUUUAAAAAAAUGUUUUAAUCCAACGUAACGGUUCAUAUGCAAACAUCAGAUUGUGUGUUCUCAAUAUCUUGUUAUUGAUUUGUAGUGAUAACAACAUCCACGCAAGUCAGCUAGCAAAUCAGUUGUAGAUACGCAUGUAACAAUUGAUUAAAAGCUAGAUGGCGUGGCAUAUGCAAUUGUGUAAGUUAUGUUCUUGCACUUGGCUUGGAGGGGCGUUUGAAAGCAUUCGCGCUGCGUUCCUUUCUUGUGACAACAGAUUAUGAAUGCGGAGGAGCGCAGCGAGGAUUUAUGUGUGCGCGUGUGAUGGCAGUAGGCUCGCAGUCAUAUGAGAGUGAUUUCAGCGGCACCGCGAACUGGGAACUUAAAACACGCUCGAGUAGUCCUGAGGUGUGGUGUGUGACCUGGGGAAGAUGAGUCUGUAUGGUGGAGGCGGAGCCUGUGGGGGAGGGACCUAUGAUCGGUCACGUGAUCGUCGUCGCUCUAGUGACCGUUCCCGAGACUCCUCCCACGAGCGUGGAGAGGGACAACUCACCCCCUGCAUCCGAAACAUCACGUCACCCACACGGCAAUACAACGAGCGUGAGGGUGGUUCUCGGCCGGGCAGCCCCCGCCCCCAGCGCGUGUCCCCCACCAUCAGGAGCGUGUGUGUGGACGUCCCGCCCAAGGCUCUGGGGGGGGAGAUGGUGUUUGUGUACGAGAGCCCCAAGGAGGGCGGAGCCACGCGCCAGAGGCCCUCCGAGAGGGUCACACUCAUCGUGGACAACACACGCUUCGUAGUGGACCCCUGUAUAUUCACAGCGCAACCCAACACUAUGCUGGGGAGGAUGUUUGGCUCGGGGCGGGAGCACAACUUCACACGGCCCAAUGAGAAGGGAGAGUUUGAGGUUGCCGAGGGCAUCAGCUCCACAGUCUUCAGAGCCAUCCUGGACUACUACAGGUCUGGUGUGAUCCGCUGUCCUGAUGGCAUCUCCAUCCCUGAGCUGAGAGAGGCGUGUGACUACCUCUGCAUCUCCUUCGACUACAGCACCAUCAAGUGCAGAGACCUCAGUGCCCUGAUGCACGAGCUGUCCAAUGACGGGGCGCGGCGUCAGUUCGAGGCGUACCUGGAUGAGAUGGUGCUGCCCCUCAUGGUGGCCAGCGCCCAGAGCGGGGAGAGGGAGUGUCACAUCGUGGUGCUCACCGACGACGACGUGGUCGACUGGGACGAGGAGUACCCGCCUCAGAUGGGCGAGGAGUACUCCCAGAUUAUUUACAGUACAAAACUCUACCGUUUCUUCAAGUACAUUGAGAACCGAGACGUGGCCAAGUCUGUUCUAAAAGAGCGAGGCCUCAAGAAGAUCCGCCUCGGCAUAGAAGGUUACCCCACGUAUAAGGAGAAGGUGAAGAAGCGUCCCGGAGGUCGUCCGGAGGUCAUCUAUAACUACGUGCAGCGGCCCUUCAUUCGCAUGUCGUGGGAGAAGGAGGAGGGCAAGAGCCGGCACGUGGACUUCCAGUGCGUGAAGAGCAAGUCCAUCACCAACCUGGCGGCGGCGGCCGCAGACAUCCCGCAGGACCAGCUGGUGGCGCUGCACCCCGGCCCACAGGUGGACGAGCUGGACAGCCUGCCCCCGCACCCCGCCCCGCUUGGAGGCGCACAUCACUACGGCAACAGCAACAACUACGAGCCCGAUCCGGACGCCCCCUCGCCGGUCGUCUGAGACCCCUGCCCUGGCAGCUCCGCCCCCCCCCCCCUGCCCAAACCCUCCCAGCAUGCUCGGGGCCGUGGACUUGGGGUCGUGACCUUUGCCCUUGGUUGCCUUCUGCACUUUCCUCUUCCUUAGCUUCUGCUGUGUGGCGCACACACGCACACACACACACACACACACACACACACACCCCCCCCAAGAACGCUGACGGGAAGCCUCACACACCCUGCCGUUACCAUAGCGACCCUGAGCGUCGCUGGCAGGGCUCCUCCCCUCUAUUUAUUUCCUCCUGUCUGUUUGUUUUUUACAUGACCAAAGGAAAUGUAUUUUUUGUUAGUGGCUAGAGCUGAAGGGGCUGACUGAGUCUUGUUUUUCUAACUCUUGUUCUUACUCGGAACCUCACGGGGCGGGUGGGGCGGUACCGCUGGGUUCUUCUAUUCUCAUGUUCUUACUCUGGUUUAGGAGCUCUAGAACCUCACGGGGCGGGUGGGGCGGUACCGCUGGGUUCUUCUAUUCUCAUGUUCUUACUCUGGUUUAGGAGCUCUAGAACCUCACGGGGCGGGUGGGGCGGUACCGCUGGGUUCUUCUAUUCUAUUCUAUGUUUGGUUGGGUUUGUUUUGUUGAUUUGUUUAUUUUUUCACCUGCAAUGACUGCUGCCCCCAGUAGGGGGCGUGCCUGUGUGUGGGUGACGAGUGCUGUGGUCUUGUCGCCGGGGCAACUGGCCCCCUCUGGACAUGAAAACGUGUGUGGCCUGGACCCUGUGCUCGUGGGCAUGAACUCAUUACAGAAAUAAACACAUGAAACACUGCA
Clupea harengus (Atlantic herring) is the source of this 3142-nucleotide messenger RNA. It is a transcript of the gene btbd10b, whose product is annotated as BTB/POZ domain-containing protein 10. Gene Ontology annotation, molecular function: protein binding. The transcript has 8 exons. Gene Ontology annotation, biological process: positive regulation of phosphorylation. Gene Ontology annotation, cellular component: cytoplasm. The record is from RefSeq and is a predicted model, not a curated record. The coding region runs from base 1058 to 2344 and encodes 428 amino acids. Lineage: Eukaryota; Metazoa; Chordata; Actinopteri; Clupeiformes; Clupeidae.